Botrytis deweyae is the source of this 3273-nucleotide messenger RNA. RefSeq lists its product as uncharacterized. The transcript has 6 exons. NCBI's taxonomy places the organism in Eukaryota, Fungi, Ascomycota, Leotiomycetes, Helotiales, Sclerotiniaceae. The coding region runs from base 1 to 3273 and encodes 1090 amino acids. Gene Ontology annotation, cellular component: cytosol. Gene Ontology annotation, molecular function: aromatase activity; FMN binding; flavin adenine dinucleotide binding. The record is from RefSeq and is a predicted model, not a curated record.
AUGACAGCAGCAAUUCCUGGGCCAAAAGCCAAACCCCUCGUGGGAAAUUUGUUGGAUCUUAAGGAUGAAGAAGCUCCACUUAGAGCACUCGAACAUAUGGCCGUCGAAUAUGGCCCUAUAUACAAAUUGACCAGAGGAAGUACUAGAGUAAUCGUCGUUAGUUCCGUGGCAAUGAUGGAAGAACUUUGCGAUGAGAGUCGAUUUGAAAAGGCACCGCCAAUGGCACUCUCAAAGAAAGACGAUCGACCAUCUGGUAUGUUUACAGCAACGAAUGAUGAUCCGGAUUGGGGUCAAGCACAUAGAAUUCUUGUCCCUGCUUUUGGACCAUUAGCUAUUGAGCAGAUGUACGAUCAAAUGCAAGAUAUCGGAAAUCAAUUACUCUUGAAAUGGGCUAGAUUAGGUCCUUCGGAGCCUAUAACAAUGACGGAUGAUUUUACUAGACUAACUCUAGAUACGAUUGCGCUUUGUACAAUGGAUUUCAGGUUCAAUUCUUUCUAUACAGAUAAGAUGCAUCCAUUUGUUGAUGCAAUGGUGGGAUUUCUCUCCGAAUCCGGGGAUAGAGUUAGACGACCAGCAAUUGUUACAAGUUUGAUGAGAAAGAAGAACGCUAAAUUCCAAAGAGAUCUGGAUUAUAUGUUUGAGGUUUCUCAAGGCUUAGUACAACAUCGAAAACAAACCCCUACAGAUAAAAAGGAUCUUCUUAAUGCGAUGCUUAGUGGGAAAGAUCCUCAAAGUAAGGAUGAAAUGAGAGAUGAUUUGAUCAUAGCUAACAUGAUCACAUUUUUGAUCGCUGGUCAUGAAACUACAUCUGGGUUGCUCUCAUUUGCUUUCCUCAAUUUAAUGAAAAAUCCGGAUGCAUAUAAUGCAGCUCAGCGCGAAGUGGACCAAGUCGUCGGUAGAGGACCUGUUCGUGUCGAGCAUCUCAAUAAGUUCGAGUACUUGAAUGGUGUACUCAGAGAAUCGUUACGACUCACGCCGACUGCCCCAAUUGUGUCAAAACGGCUUGUUAAGGGUGUCAGUGGAGAAAACGCGACUCUUUCCCGUGGAAAAUAUAAAAUCGAACCAACUGACAAGAUUAUUGUGCUACUUGGAGCUGUGCAACAGGAUCCUAAUGUUUAUGGAUCUGAUGCAAAUGAAUUUAAACCAGAACGUAUGAUGGGAGAUAGUUUCAAGAACCUACCAAGUGCGGCUUGGAAACCAUUUGGAAGUGGAGUUAGAGCAUGUAUUGGACGUGCAUUUGCAUGGCAAGAAGCAUUGAUGAUUACAGCUAUGCUUUUACAAAAUUUUGAUUUUCGUCUCCUGGAUCCGGGAUAUAAAUUACGCAUCAAGCAAACACUCACUAUCAAACCACAAGAUCUUAUAAUGCGAGCUACACUGCGUCAUAGUAUGACAGCUAUGGAUCUUGAGCAUCUCCUAAGGGGUUCAACAUCGUCAAGCAUCAAGUCGCCUGAAAAGUCCACGGCGCCUUCUCCAGAACUACCAAAUAUCUCGCGCCUAAAGUUGGAUUCCAAACCCAUGACAAUACUUUAUGGGUCAAAUACAGGGACUUGUCUUGCUUUCGCACAAAGAAUGGCUUCGACAGCUGCUGGACAUGGUUUUGAAGCCAAAGUUUUGGAAAUGGAUAGUGUAGUUGGAGCAUUACCUAAAUCUCAGCCUAUUGUUAUCAUUACAGCUUCAUAUGAGGGCCAUCCACCAGAUAAUGCAGCUAGAUUCGUCAGUUGGUUAGAGAAACUCGAGCCAACUGCACUUUCAGGAACACAAUUUGCUGUUUUUGGUUGCGGUCAUAGUGAUUGGAGAGCUACAUUUCAAAAAAUCCCAACGAUAGUAGAUAAUCGCAUGGCCGAAUUCGGAAGUCUAAGACUUGUACCUAGAGGUCUUUCAGAUGCAGCCAAAGGAGAUUUAUCCGGCGAUUUCGAUGACUGGUUGAAUAAAACCUUUUGGCCAGAAAUCAGCCGGGGUUCGAAAUCUCAAGGGGCAGUUUUAGAGUCAGGAAUGCAUCUUGAGAUUUCUACUCAACCAGGGGUUACGAGUCUCCGACAAGAUGUCCAAGAUGGUGUUGUAAUUGAAGCUAAAGUAUUGACAGCACCAGGAGCACCUGAGAAACGUCAUCUGGAAAUUGAACUUCCUCCCGAUAUGACAUAUGAAAGUGGAGAUUAUCUUGCUGUCCUUCCGGUGAAUUCGAACCAGAAUGUUAGAAGGGUUAUGAAAGUCUUUGGACUAGUUUGGGAUUCGACCAUUGUUUUCAAAAGUCAGAGUUUGGGCACUUUACCACUUGAUACUACGCUUUCGAUUAGAGAUAUUUUGGGAGGAUAUGUGGAACUAUUCGAACCUGUUAGUAGAAAGAUGCUUCAAACAAUGGCCAAUUCCACCACUGACCAAAACUCGAAACAACACCUCGCAACCAUGUCUACAGAUUCAGAAAUCUAUGAGCAACAAGUCCUCACCAAACGUCUAAGUAUUAUUGACCUCUUAGAAGCACACCCAUCAGUUAAGCUCAAUUUUCGCGAUUUUCUUUCUUCUCUCUCCCCCCUACGAGUCCGCUACUACUCCAUCUCCUCCUCUCCUCUCCAUUCCCCAAACACAUGCACAAUAACCUACAACGUUCUCUCCAUCCCCUCUUUCUCCGGUCCUGGCCACUACGCCGGUAUCUGUGGAACCUACCUCUCCUCUCUCCUCCCCGGAGAUCCUAUCAAAGUCUCCGUCAGACCUAGUAGCAAAAAGCUCUUUCAUCUCCCCUUAGACAUUAAACGAACUCCUCUCCUCAUGUUUUGCGCCGGCACCGGGAUUGCCCCUUUCAGAGGCUUCAUCCAACAACGUGCCAUGCAAGCCGCUGCAUCACCAGACCGCAAACUGGCUCCUGCGAUUCUAUUCGUCGGAUGUAGAUCUUCGACAUCCGAUCGUCUAUAUGCGCGGGAAUUCGAUAGAUGGGAAGACCUCGGGGUAGUCGAUAUCCGAUAUUCUUUUUCGCGCGAUUCGGAUUCUCCGCCGAGUGAAAGAGAGACGGUGAGGAUGGGACAGGGAUAUAAGUAUGUGCAAGAGAGGAUGUUGGCGGAUAAGGAUAAGAAGGAUAUUUUGAGAUUGUGGGAUGAGGGUGCGAGAGUGUAUGUUUGUGGUGGAGGAGCAUUUGUUAAGGAGGUAGGGAAGGCAGCGAGGGAAAUUGUGAGGGAGAGGUUGAGGGAGAAGGGGGUGAUGAUUGAGGGAGGGGAAGAGGAGUUGGAGGAGAGGUUUAGAAAUGGGUUGGUGGAUAGAUGUGCGACGGAUAUUUUUGGGUAG